AUGUCUACCACGGAAGAAGAAUCCACCGAUUGUAUUCAGGACGGUCUAGAGGAUGGCAAGAACCAUAUUUUCCUGAAGGCAGAAGCCACAGAAGGGGAAUUAGAGCGUGCUAGAAUUGAACGGCAGAAGUCAUUUGAAGGGCAUCGAAAGGCGCUUCCGCUGAAGGUCGAAGUGUUGACACUGAACUACCCGGAAGAAGAUCUGGAAAAAAUUGAUGUCCUUCGGGGUCACCACAAUAUUGAUAGAGAUGAAACUGGAAAUGCAUCGACGCCCUAUUGGGUGGUCAGCCAGACCGCCACGAGUUGA
This is a messenger RNA of Talaromyces stipitatus ATCC 10500, 306 nucleotides long. RefSeq lists its product as uncharacterized. The transcript is spliced from 2 exons. Bases 1 to 306 code for a protein of 101 amino acids. The record is from RefSeq and is a predicted model, not a curated record. NCBI's taxonomy places the organism in Eukaryota, Fungi, Ascomycota, Eurotiomycetes, Eurotiales, Trichocomaceae.